Messenger RNA from Carya illinoinensis, 1634 nucleotides. Its product is annotated as mediator of RNA polymerase II transcription subunit 19a. The record is from RefSeq and is a predicted model, not a curated record. Gene Ontology annotation, cellular component: mediator complex. The transcript is spliced from 8 exons. NCBI's taxonomy places the organism in Eukaryota, Viridiplantae, Streptophyta, Magnoliopsida, Fagales, Juglandaceae. Gene Ontology annotation, molecular function: transcription factor binding; transcription coregulator activity. Bases 504 to 1163 code for a protein of 219 amino acids. Gene Ontology annotation, biological process: positive regulation of transcription by RNA polymerase II.
ACGAGUUGGAGAGAGAUCUAAACGGUUAGGGGGCGGCCACUUCUUUAUAUUCUAUUACUUCAUUUCCUUUUCUUCUCUCUCUCUCUCUCGCUUCUCUUUCUCCCACGAUCUCACUGUUCUCCCUUUCUACUCCCCCUACCGGAAAUUUUACCCUUCUCCCUCUAACUACCGCCGCCACCGGCCCUCGAUAAUAUUCGUCUCCUUCUUAGCUGUUCCGCGGGCUAGUCGAGCUUGGACCGGCCCUUACUCACCCACACUGCUCUCGGUUUUUAGGCAUCCCGAUCUUUCGAUUCUAUCUCUCGGUCUCUUGUCCGGUCGUCACUUCCAGCUACCACCAGCUUCGUUCCGAUAAUAUUUUCCGAUCAGCUUGCCGGAAAAUUGAAGUCUCGGCACCCAUUGUAAAUCGAGAGGUUGGUAGGGCCGAAGGUGCCCCCCAUUUUGAAAGUUAGGGUUUUUGAUUUUGGGAGUUGAUAAUGGUCCACCGUUUUGUAAAACAAUGACAUAUGGAUCCUGAAGGAAAGAAGUUUGGAAGAGGACCAAGGGAACUGACUGGUGCUGUAGAUCUCAUAAGUCACUACAAGUUGUUGCCACAUCAUGAGUUUUUCUGCAAGAGAUCACUUCCUUUGUCAAUUUCAGACACACAUUAUCUUCACAAUGUUGUUGGAGACACAGAAAUUAGAAAAGGAGAAGGGAUGCAAUUGGAUCAGCUUAUUCAGAACACAUCCUAUUCCAGAGAGCCAAAUGCACGAAUACAACCGUUUGACCUAGAUAUUCUAAGAGAAGCCUUUCAGUUAAGGGAAACGGCUCCUGUUGAUUUGCCCCUUGCAGAGAAGGGGAUCCCUACUGUUGCAGGAAAAUCGAAAGGUGAGUCCAAGGACAAGGAGAGGAAGCAUAAAAAGCGCAAAGACAGAGAUAAGGAUAAUGAUAAAGAGCACAAAAAGCAUAGGCACCGCCAUAAAGACCGAAGUAAAGAUAAAGACAAGGAGAAGAAGAAGGAUAGAAGCGGACAUCAUGAUUCUAAUGCUGACCAAUCAAAGAAACACCAUGAAAAGAAAAGAAAGCAUGAUGGCGAUGAAGAUAUUAAUGACAUUCACCGACACAAAAAAAGUAAGCAUAAGAGUUCAAAAAUUGAUGACAUGGGUGCGAUAAAGGUUGCCGGCUGAAAAGAUGGCCUACAGUGGUUGGGUUAUUAUUCUCAAAUGGUUGUUGUUGUAAGAGUUUGGAGGGGUCUUUUACUCUUCAAAUUGCUUGAGGGUAAAAGUUGCUAAGAAUGGACUUUUUUGUAUCAUUACAAUGGUAUAAUAUGAUUAUUAGUUAUGUGCAAGACUUCUAAAUAGGUUGUUUCUCAGUUUCUACGGCGCAUUGGAUAUCUCAGGUUGUACACAUUACUAUAAUUUUCUUUUGUUUGAGGUUUUUUAUUUUUUUUUUAUUUUUUGGAUUAGCUUGAAUUAGAUUUUCCAGGUUUUAGGAAGAAUAGAUUGAGAAAGGGGAUUGUGUAUAUUGGUUCUAUUUUUCUUCAUCUGUUGUAGCAAAUGGCUAACAUAUAUGUUUAGUCACCCAAAAUGAUUGUAGGGACUACUAGAACUAUGUUCUCACAUUAAUCGCCAAUUCAUUUAUUAGGUUAUUGUGUACUA